Messenger RNA from Vicia villosa (hairy vetch), 1165 nucleotides. Its product is annotated as protein AE7-like. Bases 186 to 665 code for a protein of 159 amino acids. NCBI's taxonomy places the organism in Eukaryota, Viridiplantae, Streptophyta, Magnoliopsida, Fabales, Fabaceae. The record is from RefSeq and is a predicted model, not a curated record. Gene Ontology annotation, biological process: iron-sulfur cluster assembly. The transcript is spliced from 5 exons.
AUUAUGUGUUACCGAUAGCCAUAAAAUCUUUGGAGAAGAAAAAACAUCCUACGUCCUUAGAGCCGCUGCCGCCUCCUUACACUUACAGCCACCGCGCCGUAAACCUCACCGGUAGCCACAUCUUACAAGGAAGGAAUUUCUUCACCGACCAACUUCUUUCUUUUCUCAUCUCCAGCAUUCCAAAAAUGGUUUCUGGAUUAAUCAACGCAAACCCUGUUAUUUACGAAAAGAAGCAGCGUCAACAACGUUCUACUCAAUCCCUUCCCGCCGAUGAAUACGCGGUCGAACCAAUCGAUCAACUUGAGAUUUUCGAUCAUAUAAGAGAUAUCAAGGAUCCUGAGCAUCCUUACUCUUUGGAAGAACUCAAGGUGAUAACCGAGGAAGCAGUUGAAGUCGACGAUAAAAAUAGUUAUGUUAGGGUUACGUUUACUCCAACAGUGGAACAUUGUAGUAUGGCAACGGUUAUAGGUCUUUGCUUACGGGUCAAGCUCUUGAGAAGUUUGCCUUCGCGUUACAAGGUGGACAUCAGGGUGGCACCUGGAUCUCAUGCUACUGAAGCUGCAGUUAACAAACAACUAAAUGAUAAAGAACGUGUAGCUGCUGCACUUGAAAACCCAAACCUUGUGGAUAUGGUGGAUGAAUGCCUUGCGCCAUCAUAUGAUUGAAGGAUCUUUCUUUCAUCCCAAUUCUACGAAUCUGUAGGAUCUUUUGUUUCUUUGCUAGUAGUUGGUAAGCUUUAUCUGUAUGAUAUAUUUUUGUUUUUUUUGCUGAGGACAUAUUUGUUAUGCAAUUUGUGCCUACUACAUGUAAUUGUAGUUCAAUAGGGUUAUAGGAAUACACAGUUGAAAAAAUGUAAUAGCUGAAUGGGAUACCAAGGCUUAUUGAUUAUUAGCUCUAGUGAAGAAAAGGAAAAUUCUUUUUAAAAGUUCUCAGCUUGUUUCAGUCAGAGUGAUCAUCUGUUAAGUUUACACCACACUCAGUUCCUGUCUUCAUUCCUAUGUUUGCACUUUAGUUUCUCCUAAUUACAUUGAAGUUUAUUUAAAAUAAAAUAUACUCAUUUUACGUGAUAAAGUCAAAGGUUUAUGCAUGAAUUUUUCUACUGUAAUGUUAUUUUAUAUACCACACUUCCCAUUAUUUCAUGUUUCAGUGAAUGAAAUAUCAUAUA